UGCUGCAGGUGCAAGUCAACACACUUGAAGAGUUGAAGAUGACCGACUGAAGUUAAGCUGGGCGCGUUUAACAGUCAACUGAACAAAAGGAGAAGACAUGAAAUUUAAAUAGAAGACAGCUUCUGGACAGAAAUUCAUCGUUACACUCAGCUUCCACAAGUUCAUGCUCCUCAUCAUGUCUCCCAUCCAUCAACCGCCAAAUUCUUCUCAGCCAUUAUUCUUCAUGGAACUUGAUGCAAAAAACUUCACUGUCACUGAUCACUCCACCACCACCAUCACCUUCACUACCUCUGCCAGCACUAAUACCACUGUCAGCCCAGCUGCUAACUUCUUCAACGACUUGCUUAACAAGAUCCCAUUGCCUCGAUGGGCGCUCUACACCAUCUUUGUGGCUGGUGGUCUUCUGAUUCUGCUUUGCUGUCUGUGUAUCUGCAUCAAGUGCUGCUGCAAAGGCAAGAAGAAGAAGCAGCAGAAGAAAAAGGAUGAGCAGAUCAAUCUGAAGGGGAUGGAUGGAAAAACAACCACAGCGCUAGUUCAGCCAGAUGUGGGGGAUGUUGACUAUGGUUCGACCAAAAAGCGGAGAGGAAAGCUGCUCUACUCACUGGAUUACAAUGUAGCUCUUUCUGAGCUCACAGUGGGAAUCAAACAAGCCAACAGCCUGAAGGCCAUGGACAUAGGAGGAAGCUCAGACCCGUACGUCAAAGUGUACAUCUGCCCCGACAAGUCCAAAACCUGUGAGACCAAAGUGUUCAAAAACACACUGAACCCUGUCUACAACGAGCAAUUCACCUUCCAGCUGUCCAAGUCGACCCUCCUGAAGUCGGUAGUGGUGAUGAAGGUGUUUGAUUUCAACCGAUUCUCCAAACACGAAAUCAUCGGUGAGCUCAGGGUGCAGCUCUGCAAUGUCGAUUGGAACCACGUCAUUGAGGAGUGGCAGGACCUGGCUGAGCCCGCCAAGUUUGAGGAAGAAAACCUGGGGGAGAUCUGCUUCUCUCUGCGCUACGUUCCCACUGCCAGCAAACUGACUGUGGUGAUCUUGGAGGCCAAAAACUUGAAGGGCAUGGAUGUUGGAGGAAGUUCAGAUCCAUAUGUGAAGGUGCAGCUGGCUCUAGACAAGAGGAAGUGGAAGAAAAGGAAGACGUCCAUAAAAAGGAAGACACUGAACCCUUAUUAUAAUGAAUCCUUCACCUUUGAUGUGACAUUUGAACAAAUCCAGAGGAUCAACCUUGUCAUCUCUGUGUGGGACCAUGACGACAUAAGCAGGAACGAUGCUUUAGGAAAGAUUUUUCUGGGUUGCGACGCUACAGGGAACCAACUGAGGCACUGGGCUGACAUGUUGUCCAACCCGCGGCGGCCGGUUGCUCAGUGGCACAACCUGCUGUCGGCUGAGCAGGUCAACUCUACCUUGACUCUGAAAAAGAAGAUCCCAAUCCCCAGCAAACUGGUCGAAAACACACGGUGGAGUUCAAAAUGAAAACAUUUCAGAUACACAUAACUAAUGGGAAUUUUAAAUAUCAUUUAAAGAUCACGUCUGUGGAAAUUUAAAAAAAAUAAUCUGUCUGAUUACAUUGUGUUACAUAUUAAGAUUUACAAUUGUAUUUUCAUAUGAAAUCAUAAAAUGAUGAAUUAUAUUUUACAUAUAUGAGCACUUCUUUCUUCCUGUAUGAACACAUUAUCUCUCAGAUGUCUCAAUCACAUUUUUAAGAUUUCAAUCUGUAAUAAACAUGUUGUCUAAUGUAAUCACACCAAAAUUGAAAUUUAUUUUGGUCUGCAAUCAGUAAUAGACAAUAAUUAAGAAAUUAAAGGA
Molecule: messenger RNA, 1807 nt
Organism: Amphiprion ocellaris (clown anemonefish)
Lineage: Eukaryota; Metazoa; Chordata; Actinopteri; Pomacentridae
Gene: syt8
Product: synaptotagmin VIII
Exons: 9
Coding region: 164-1474 (436 amino acids)
Biological process (GO): synaptic vesicle endocytosis; regulation of dopamine secretion; regulation of calcium ion-dependent exocytosis
Cellular component (GO): dense core granule; synaptic vesicle membrane; axon
Molecular function (GO): calcium ion binding; calcium-dependent phospholipid binding; syntaxin binding
Source: RefSeq, a predicted model, not a curated record